GAUUCCGGCUGCCCGAGUUGCCCAGCACCCCAACGUCCUCUCCGACAGUGCCCGUGGCGGCAGAAUAUACGUCUAUUUCACCGCUCCCUGGACGGGUCUAAGGUGAUUACUUUCCAGCCUGGCUUCCGUAUGAUCGUUGACAACCCCAUUAUCCGCAACGAGUCAUCCGCCAACCAGUACCGCCAGCUAACCUUCACCUGCCUGAACGCGCUCGACACCCGCACGGGCGAGACCAAGUCCAUACCUACCUAA
Messenger RNA from Neurospora tetrasperma FGSC 2508, 252 nucleotides. RefSeq lists its product as uncharacterized. The annotation marks the transcript as partial. The record is from RefSeq and is a predicted model, not a curated record. Lineage: Eukaryota; Fungi; Ascomycota; Sordariomycetes; Sordariales; Sordariaceae. The transcript has a single exon.